Pieris napi is the source of this 3099-nucleotide messenger RNA. Its product is annotated as sarcalumenin-like. The record is from RefSeq and is a predicted model, not a curated record. The coding region runs from base 225 to 2702 and encodes 825 amino acids. The transcript is spliced from 11 exons. Gene Ontology annotation, molecular function: GTP binding. NCBI's taxonomy places the organism in Eukaryota, Metazoa, Arthropoda, Insecta, Lepidoptera, Pieridae.
GAUGUGUUUGUAUAGGAGUGAAUAGAGUGUCCCUGUGGCGGCGCCUCCCGCUACCCGCCCCGGUUGGCACGAGUUCUCCCAGCUCCGCCACUGUUCUUGCGCCAGUACCAAUUCGACCAGCGAUGCUGUGCUGUCUCCGGAAAUAGAUGUAGAUGUGUUUGUUCGUCCGACGAAUUUGUGUGAGUGCAAAUGACUGAAUAGUUCGGUACUCCUGAACGUUAACAAUGUGGACCAAAAGGUUAAAACUAUGGAGGUGUUUGUGCAUACUGUUUGCCGUGUCGACGCUCGCGCUCGCUGCGAGAGCCGAUGACGACGUGCCUUUAGAAUCACAAUGCCGUCCAUACAUCGAAAAGGCUCUAAAGGACCUAGAAUCAGGAGACACAGAACCAGAUGCUGCAGAGAAGCCAGUUUCUAGUGAAUUAAGUAUAGAUAAUGAAACAAAAGAAGACAUUUCGACAGAAGAUGGAGGUUUAAUAGAAGAAAGUAAAGAACAAAUAGAUAGCGGAGAAGAUGAUGCGCCAUCCGUAGAAGUAGCGGAUGAGCCGUACAUGUCCCAAGUCUCCUACGAAGACGAACAAGAAAGCCCAGACGAAAACGAAUCGAAAGAGGAUGCUACAGUAGAGGAAAAUGUGACGGCAGAAGAGAGUGAUGAACAAACAGCAGAAGAUGACGGAGACAGUAAAGAAAAAGCAUCUGCUGAGGAAAAAGACGAAAAUGAAAGUGGUGAAGAAUCCAAAACCCAAGAUGAGAGUAAUGAAGAAGUAGGCCCUGAAGAUUAUACUAAAGAAGAAUCACAAGAACAGGACGAACAAAAUAGCAAGGAAGAUGGCGGUGAGAGUCUUGAAGAGACAGAGACAGACACUCGGGAAGAAUUAAGUGAAGAAACCGCAGCUUCUGCAGAGGAAGAAGAUAAAAAAGAAUCUACUGAAGCAUCUGAAGAAGAACAAACUCAAGGCGAAGAAGUUGAUGGCGAAGAAAGUAAAGAGGAAAAUAAAACCGAGGAAGAUGGAUCUCAAGAAAAGGCUGAAAUAGAUGAGGCUGUGGAAGAAAGCAAAGAAGAUGUUGAUUCUCAAGAAGAUAAAACAGACUCCUCACAAAUUGAAGAAGACAAAGCUCAAUCUGAAGAAGAAAAAGAAGAAAGCCAAAAGGAUGAGUCCGUAGAACAAACGCAGGAAAGUGCAGAAGAAACACAACAAGACACUGAGGCAGAAGACGGUGACAAAUCUGAGGAAACUGGUUCAGAAGAAAAAACAGCUGAAGCAUCUGAAGAAAAAACUGACGAAGCAUCUGAAGAAAAUGUAGUUGAAGCACCUGAAGAAGAAAGUGAAGAGGCUUCCGAAGAAGGUGAAGGUGCUCCUGAAGAAGAUUUAUUACUGAUUGGAGAAAUACCCGAAAAUUUAAGAAGCCGUGAACACAUCAUCCAAGUCUUAAGGUUAGAUGAAGAAGCAAGUGAAUCAGAACUUAUUAUCGAGAAAUCAGCUGAUAUCGUUCUUCGAGACUUGAAACGCGUUUACGAGAGCUCAAUAAAACCGUUAGAAGUUCUUUACAAGUACAGAGAUUUAAGUAAUAGGCAUUUCGGCGAUCCGGAAAUCUUCUCAAAGCCUUUAGUACUCUUCAUGGGACCCUGGAGUGGUGGAAAAUCGAGUAUAUUGAACUAUCUUACUGGCUUGGAAUUCACUGAAUGGUCGUUGAGAACUGGGGCAGAACCAUCACCAGCUUAUUUCAACAUUUUGAUGCACGGUAAAGACCCUGAGGUCUUAGAUGGCACACAGCUAGCCGCUGAUUGGACAUUUUCUGGGCUUCAAAAAUUCGGGCAAGGAUUGGAAGAACGCUUAAGGGGUCUAAGGUAUCCCAGCAAGUUAUUGGAGAAGGUGAACAUCGUAGAAAUACCUGGCAUAUUGGAAGUAAGGAAGCAAGUAUCCCGAGUGUUCCCCUUCAAUGAUGCCUGCCAGUGGUUCAUUGACCGCGCAGAUAUUAUAUUCCUUGUGUAUGAUCCUUCUAAACUCGACGUUGGUCCGGAAACAGAAGCAAUUCUAGAUCAGCUAAAAGGCAGGGAAUCUCAGACGCGUAUAGUCCUAAACAAAGCAGACAUUGUAAAACCCGAAGAGCUGAUGCGGGUACAGAGUGCAUUAAUUUGGAACAUUUCUCCCCUCAUGAGUUCACCCCAGCCUCCGGUUAUGUACACUGUGUCUCUCUGGUCUAUGCCAUUUGAAGUAUCCGCUCCUGUAAGGCUACUGCAGGCUCAAGAGCGCGAGCUCUUGCGUGACCUGCGACAAGCGAUAGACAGGCGCAUUGAAAACAAAAUUGCCAGCGCUCGGCGGUUUGCUGUGCGUGUAAGGAACCACGCUAAAAUGGUGGACUGUUACCUAACCACCUACUACAACCACAAGACUAUCUUCGGCAACAGGAAGCUGAUUGCAGACGCCAUUAUUGAGAGUCCUCAGAAUUAUCACAUCUACGAGGGUCUCAGCACGCUUACUAACAUUUCUAGGUAUGACCUUCCCGACCCUGACACUUACAGAGACUUCUUCCGUCUGAACCCUCUGUAUGAGUUCCAGCAGCUAUCGGCCACUUGUACGUACUUCCGUGGCUGCCCCAUCACCAAGCUGGACGUGGCAAUCGCCUACGACCUUCCUGAGCUUGUCGGGAAAUACAAGAAGAUGGUCGAAACUGCCACCCCCCAGGGAAUGCCCAAGAGUUGAAACCUACGCAAUAAAACCCGCUUUUUUUUACAUAGGAUUGGAUGUUGGGCACAUUUUGCAUUUCUACUAAUCGGGCGAUAUAGUUUUUGGUUUGAAAUCGCAUUUUUUUAUCCAAUCGUUUAUAUUUAUUUGCUUAAAACUCGCUUGUUCAAACUCUUGAGGUGAAUGUGACGUGAUUUGUGAUUUACCUUUGAUUUCGUAGAUACCUUUGUAGUAUUUCCACCUUCCUAAUUAACACUGGCGGAACGUAUAUUUUAAUCUAGUCAUUUUGUUUAAGUUUGUUAGUGAAUAUUUAUUUAUUGUAAUAGCGCACUGUUGUUGAAAUCCAUUUAUUAUAGUGCGAUCUCUACCUGUCUUUGUUAGUAUAAGAUUUUAUUAAGAAAAAUAAAAAUAACUU